UUGUAUCGGAAACAUGACGGAUAAAUGCAUUGUUGCUUUUUCGAAAUCAGAAUGAUUCUUUCCCGGGCCAAGCCAGCCUCGGGUGAAGCUGUGCGUCGAUCGGCGCAUUCGCGUCGCGACAUCCCGAGCUUCGAGACGUUCCUCUCUCGACGCGAUUACACGGGCGCAAUCACUUUGCUGGAGUUCAACGAGGCGACGAGCUCGGCGGCCGACAGUCAGCUAUGGAUCGCCUAUUGCUCCUUCCACCUCGGCAAUUACAAAAAGGCAGCCAAGAUCUACGAGCAGCUGCGCGCCGGCAACGAGCACCUCAAGGACCUGAACACCUACGUGGCUUGCUGCUACUUCUACUUGGGCAUGUAUCCCGAGGCCGCCAAGAUGCUGCUCGACUCGCCGCACAGCCCGCUCAAGACCAGGCUGUCGCUGCACUUGGCUCACAAGCUCGCCGACAAGCAUCAGUCGAAGGAGUACGAGGACAAGCUGAACGACAGCGUGGAAGACCAGUUGUGCCUAGCGUCGGUGCACUAUCUCCGCGCCCACUAUCAGGAAGCCAUUGACAUCUACAAGAAGGUGCUGCUCGACAAUCGCGACUACUUGGCGCUGAACGUCUACGUGGCGCUGUGCUACUACAAGCUCGACUACUACGAUGUGGCGCAGGAGGUUCUGCAGGUCUACCUGUCCAAGUACCCCGACAGUGCCACUGCCAUCAACCUGAAAGCUUGCAAUCACUUCAGGUUCUACAAGAGCACCGCCGAGAUCGCCGAGAUGAAGCAGCUUAUCGACAAGGUCUUCAAUAACAGUCAUUACGGCAACGAUCUCAUACAGCACAACACUGUGGUUUUCAGGAACGGCGAGGGUGCAUUGCAGAUACUACCGAAUCUCGUAGACGUCAUACCAGAAGCGAGACUGAAUCUGGUCAUUUACUAUCUGAGGCAAAACGAGGUGCAAGAGUGCUUCGAGUUGAUCAAAGAUCUGGAGCCGAGCGUGCCACAAGAGUACAUUCUCAAAGGCAUUGUCAACGCUGUUGUCGGACAAGAAAAAAAUUCGCAAGAGUACGUUAAAGUGGCACAGCAUUACUUCCAAUUAGUCGGCACGUCGGCGUCGGAAUGCGACACGAUACCAGGACGUCAAUGCAUGGCUUCGUUUUAUUUCCUCAUGAGGCAAUUCAAAGACGUGCUCAUCUAUUUGAAUUCCAUCAAGACCUACUUCUCCAACGUCGACUGCUUCAAUUUCAACUACGCACAGGCGCAAACUGCCACAGGCCAUUUCAAGGAGGCCGAAGAAGCCUUUUUGGCAAUAAGGAGCGAAAGAUACCGCGCAGAUUUCGCUUAUGUUAGUUUGCUGUCGUAUGCAUACAUAAUGAACAAAAAGAGCCAACUCGCCUGGGAGCUCUACCUAAAAAUGGAGCCCUCCCCGGACUCGUUUAACCUGCUGCAGCUGAUCGCCAACGCGUGCUACACCAUCGGGGAUUUUUGGUACGCAGCCAAAGCUUUUGACAUGCUGGAAAGACUCGAUCCGUCGCCCGAACACUGGGAGGGCAAGCGUGGUGCUUGUUGCGGCACUUUUCAGUACAUCGUCGCCGAUAAAUUACCCAAAGAGCUUUUGCCAGAAGUUAUUAAAAUAUUGAAGAAUACCGUGAAUUCCCAGGUGGACCAAAUUAUCAGAGUCAUAAAAAAGUGGGGCAAAGAUAAUCGCGUAGCUUAUUGAUCAUUCAAGUUUGUUAAUUAAUGGAUUUUAAUGAUUUUAUUUUCUUGUUUUUAU
Phymastichus coffea is the source of this 1758-nucleotide messenger RNA. It is a transcript of the gene Ttc26, whose product is annotated as intraflagellar transport protein 56. Lineage: Eukaryota; Metazoa; Arthropoda; Insecta; Hymenoptera; Eulophidae. Gene Ontology annotation, molecular function: intraciliary transport particle B binding; protein binding. Gene Ontology annotation, biological process: intraciliary anterograde transport; intraciliary transport involved in cilium assembly. The record is from RefSeq and is a predicted model, not a curated record. The transcript is spliced from 7 exons. Bases 25 to 1704 code for a protein of 559 amino acids. Gene Ontology annotation, cellular component: intraciliary transport particle B; ciliary base; ciliary basal body.